GUGCGCGACCCGCAAUAGCCUUCCGACGCGGUUCCAAGACACACCUCCAGCAUGGCGCCGAGCACCGCGCACCUCCGCGCCGCGGCCGUCUUGUCCGUCUUCUUGAUCGCGCGGGUGUCCGGCCAGCACUGGCAGCAGGGUGGCGCGUACGACGGCGGGCAGGGCCAGUGGUUCCCGCCGUACUCGCAGCAGCCUUGGACCGCCCCUUCCAGCGUGUCCUGGGGACCGCCGACGCCGUCCUUCGCCGCGGGGCAGUCGGACGCGGCGUGGGGGUGGUCACCGAACUUCCAGAACGACCUCCACCACCAGCACGGCCAUCACGGCCAGCAUGACCCCCACGCGCAGUAUGCUUCGUACGAAUACCACGGCCAGCACGGCCACCACGGCCAUCACGGGCACGACCUCCCCGUCGCGCAGCCCUCGCCGCACUUCAGCCGCGGCUGGGCUCCCAACGCGGCCCCUGGCUGGUGCAGCAUGACGCCGCAGCAGCAGGCCUGGCACCACCAGCCCUCGCACCACCAGCCCUCGACGCCGAGCUCCGGAUGGGACGCCUCGUGGGACAUCGGCAUGGGGCCCUUCGCGUCCGGGGCGCGGUGGGCGCGCAGCAGCAGCCAGCAGCAGGCCCCCGUCUGGCUCCGCGACCCCUCCGUACCGCGGCCCCUCGGCACCGUGCUGCUGGACGGCGGCAUCCGCGUGUCCGUGCGCGACUUCCGCCACAUCCUGGAGCACUACAAGACGGGCGCGUGGCGUGACGUCACCACGGACACGGGCGCCAAGAUGUUGAGUGAGACUUUCGACGAGUUCGAGCGGUCCGCGAGCAAGUUCGCCGUGCAAGUGCCGCUGGCGAACGGCGCCGUCGUGCCCGCGCUGACGUACUGCCUGGUGGUGCGCUGCGUGACGGACGACAAGACCCACGCCGUCCUCGAGGUGCCCGACGGCUCCACCUGCCCGCUGCGCCAGCUGGCUGACCGCGCCGACGUCGCGUCCUGGAUGCACGCGCUGUUCCCGGAGGGCCUGCGUCCCCGCCAGCACCACGGCACGCCUCACGUCUGGGCCCCCGCGGCCGCCACGACCUCCACGACCGCCACGCCGCCGCCCGACGCCACCACGACCUGCCCGCCGCCACCGGCCACCACGCCGAGGCCGCCGGUCCAGGACGCCAAGGAGAGCACCGUCGCGGAGCAGGAGAAGUCGGCCUCGACGCAGAACGCCGGCCACGCCUACCCGCCCCUGCAAGGCCACGCGCACGGCAACCAGGUGCAGCAGCAAGGACACCAGCGCCACCACCAAGCACCCCGCGGCCAGCGCCUGCCUGUCAUCUGGAGUCCGGGGCUGGCGCCGGGCUCCGUAGCGCCCUCCAACUCCAUCGACCACAUCGUGCAGCCCCACAGCGGCGGCUUCGCGAACUAACUCGGGUGAGCUUGUGAAAGUUCGUUCGCACGCACUGUUUUUGAAAAAAGUAAACUUUCUGUGUGUGCCCGGCUUCGGCUUAUUUCCGGCUGCAACUCCAUUUCAAGGCGGUGUAAGAGGACAUUUUUUAUGUGAGGGUGGAAGUUCCGCCAAAAUAGUUUGUGUUUGUAUCACUUCAAGUGUCCAGGGAAUUUAAAACUGAAAAAAGGGUGUUAUCUAAUCACUCGUCAAUUAAUUUAAUUUGUGAAGACUGCACACCUUUGUGCCUUGCUUUGAAACGUAAAUAAAUCAGUCGAAUUAUGUUAAAAUACUGCAA
Messenger RNA from Thrips palmi, 1726 nucleotides. RefSeq lists its product as uncharacterized. The coding region runs from base 52 to 1410 and encodes 452 amino acids. The record is from RefSeq and is a predicted model, not a curated record. NCBI's taxonomy places the organism in Eukaryota, Metazoa, Arthropoda, Insecta, Thysanoptera, Thripidae. The transcript has 2 exons.